Molecule: messenger RNA, 4472 nt
Organism: Monopterus albus (swamp eel)
Lineage: Eukaryota; Metazoa; Chordata; Actinopteri; Synbranchiformes; Synbranchidae
Gene: rtn2a
Product: reticulon 2a
Exons: 14
Coding region: 16-1947 (643 amino acids)
Biological process (GO): endoplasmic reticulum tubular network formation; brain development; neuron differentiation
Cellular component (GO): neuron projection; postsynaptic density; endoplasmic reticulum membrane
Source: RefSeq, a predicted model, not a curated record
UUAUCACUUCGCUCCAUGAACCGCACAAGGUCUACAGAUGGUCAAACAGGUGCUGCAGGAUUCACCUGUACAAACUCAGAAUGCACCGCUGCUACAAUCUGCAUUGGCCUUUACCCGACUUUUAGCUGUUUUGCACAGGUGUUUCAGUUAAUUACAUCAAGGCCUUUGGUAUCUGAUUGGUCAAGCCCCAAUCCCGCAGACUGGACGCACCUUGUAGUUUCACAUUGGCAUGCAGAUCACAGACUGAGAGUUACAACCGUUUCCUAUGUCCUGGUCAUAGGUGAGUCACCACUUGGGAAACAAAUUAAAAAUCCUUUUCUGUCAUCUGUUGUAAGAGUCUUCGGGGAUCCUAUAGAUAAGCCACCUUCAGAAAAAAGCACAGCCUCCUGCUGCAGUGCCUCUGGUGACAGCUGGGGGGCGACAAGGAAGCAGACGAUGAUGAUGCUGUUGUGCCCUGCAGACGGAGACAGCGCACAGAAUGAUCAGACAGAGGAAUAUGGCUCUGUGGCGUCCACUCCGGACUCAACACCUCCGUGCAGCGAUGGGGGAAAUGAGGAGUCGGAGAUGUAUGAGCUGCAAACAGCAAGGGAGUGGUCUGACGAGGAGGAAGGGGGAGACGGAGAUCCAGAUGAUGAUGAGGGACUGGCCUCGUCCUCGUCAAUCUGGGGCACACCGCGUCAGAACUCCUUCGAGCUGACUUUCUCUUACAUUGCCAUUGCAGACGCUGAGGCGGUGGGAGCCUCUCGACACCAUCGUGACAGACGCAGGGGCGGCUCUCGGGGAAGUCGCACUCCUUUGAUCCACACAGACACUCUAGAGACACUGUUGGACUCUCCUGACAUAGAAUGGGACCCUGAGGCCUUCCUCAGUCGAGAAGAAGAAGAGGACGCUUUAGGAAGGAGAGAACAGGAGACCGUGGAGCUGAGGAUGGCGAGCACUGCAGGAAGCGGAGAAAGAGAGCAGCAGAGGCACAUUGAGACUAUUACAAUCCAGCCUUCUUCCCAAAACCUGGACCCAGAAACUGAGGGCAGAGAAGCAGGAAUCCAAAGAGAGGAGACUCCCAGACUGUCCCAGUUUGUCCAGCCUCCCUCUCCGCCCUCGGCUUCCCAGCAACAGAGCCCCAUACAAAUACUUCAGGCAGCAGCCUUGCCGACCCCUGAGCCAGAGCCUCUCAUCACUGGGGAGACCAUUUCAGUCAAGCUGCUCACAUCUGUGCAACCCAGAGGUCCUGCGUCUUCGUCGCCAGCUGCUAUUGAUCUAAAUUCUCAGGAACAGCUGGUCAGCGAUCACUGGUUUUCAGCACUUAACCUAUCAGAGGACCUGGCAGCAUGCACCCACAUGGCAGUGAUGGACCUGAUCUACUGGAAGGACAUGGAGCGAACAGGCAUGGUGCUAACAGGGCUGGUGGUGGGCCUGCUGUCCCUGUUCCAGCUCAGCAUCAUCACUGUGGUCUCCACAGUCUCCCUGGCUGUCAUGUGCUUCACCAUAUCAGUACGCAUCUACUACCAAGUCCUCUACAUCCUCAGCUGGGGCGAUGGAGAGCACCCCUUCAAGUCAUAUUUGGACCUGGACAUCAGCUUCAGUGGAGAGCAGGCUGACCUGUACAUGCAGAAAGCCAUCAUCAUGGUUCUAUCUGCUGCUGACACUCUGAAGAGGCUCCUUUUUGUUGGAAACCUUUUUGAUUCCAUCAAGUUGCUGGUUCUGAUGUACUUUGUGACGUACCUGGGAGACCUGUGCGGUGGCCUUACUCUGCUCAUCAUUAGCGUGAUCGCUCUCUUUUCUCUGCCACUUUUCUACAGACGGCGCCAGGAGCAGGUGGACGGCUUCAUUGCAAAAAUCCAGGGCCACGUUAACAACAUCAAGGACUUGAGGGUAGAUAACAUCUGUGCAGUGUUCAAACACCAUCUUAAUCGUAAUCCACCAGCUGUAGGACUACACUCUGAAUAAAUCAGAAUACAUGCUUCAUGUGCAUGCAACACAGUUUUAGCUUCCAGAGACUUGCCCAGGGUGGAGGCCCUCCGCCUGACCCAACUCCUGGUGGGGCCAAACCCAAAUCCCAGUAAACACUGAUGAACAAGAACUUAAAGGAAAAGCUCCCAGAGGUGCAGGCUGUCACUCGGAUGUCUUACUCAGCAGUCUUUGCUCAGAGCUCCAGAGACUGGGAAAGAGAAGUUACUUAAAUGGACCAUAAUGGGCGAUUAUGUAUGGUACUUUAACGACAUCAAAGGCGUCAGUGAUGGAAAGACUCAACAGUGCAGCUCGUCUUGUGUAAAAAUGACUUGAGAAGUGUUUCAGAAGGUGGUGUAGUCCAAGUGAGGCACUAAGACCAGAAACGGGAGCUGACAGUUACACACCUAAGAAAAGGGGAGUUUGUUUUUAAGGGGAUUUAGGGUAGAGGAUGAAAAACAAUGGUCAUCAUUAAUCAUGGCAGCAUAAAACUGGCAAAUAAGAACGCAUGUGUUAGCACAUGUUCCAUUUUCAUGACUGUUUAUGUGUGUGUGUGUGUGUGUGCAAGUAUGUGUGUUUGUGUGUGUAAUUCCUGACACAGCUUGCUGAAAUGUUACCUGUGAGCAAUUAAAGCCACAUUUCUUCUUGGAUUUUCCAAAACUUUUUUUUUUUUUCCAUUCACACAAGCAUUCAUCUCACUUACACCAUCAUUCAGACAUUUCUUUUCCUUUUAUCUUGGCCAUGUUUUCUCAUUGCUUACACUCACUCUGUCCUGCUUUCCCUUAAUCAUUGAUGUAUGUACGGAAAGCUGAUGGAUUUUACUCAGAGAGAAAAGUGAGUUCUGCAACAACGUUAAUACUUGGUAUGUAUCACAAAUGGAAUAAAAUUGCAGGACAAGAAGUUUCUCACUGACAGAGAAUCACAGAUGUCACUGUUGCUCAGUAGUUUUAUGAUUGUGUAGAUGGAUGAGAUUUUAUGGUCCGGCUUCAGAGGAAACUUGUGAAGGAAUGUGGGAGUGAUAUACUGCAGGUGCCUUUCUAGUGUUAUACUGCACUAUAGGUUAUAGUGCAUGAUCUGAUUCACAGUACUUACAGCUGCUGACAGCCACUUACAGCAGCCUGUGAACAUGUACAAUACCUGUGUGAUAGUAAAUGUCUACCAUGACAAAGUAUCUUAAACUGAAUUGUAAGUAGAUACAUUUUAGGAAUAAUAAAUUUAUUCAGGAUAGUCUGCAGCUCAAGUCCACAUUUCCCUUUAGCAGUUGCUUUUAAAGCAAACCUUGUCUGUUCCUAUGCCUUAUUAAUGCAUAAUCUCCUCAUGUCCUGCAGUGAAAAGCCUUGUGAUGUUAACAGACAUGAUCCAUCUACACCAGCUGUACACACACUGGCCUCCUGUAGCAAUUGUCUGUGCUGAUACAAAUGUUUUUGUCUUGGACUUGCUUCCAAGAGGAAGUUCAGUGAAGUGAAUGGAGAUUGCAACCAAAUUAAAGUGACUAAUUUUCUUAUCUAUCUGCACAGCAUGACACAUUCAAAAAGGUUCAUUUCCCUUUGAUCUGUCCUGUCCAAUUAUAUUUAAACAAAUCUGCUGUUAAUCUUGUCAAACUCAUUAUUUUCAAAUGCUUGGCUCUUUAUAUUUGCUGUGUGAAUGAAAGAUACAUCCAAACAGGAAGGUAACUUUUAGGUCAUUUAAAAUCAGUCCACAUAAACCUCAUUAUACAUGAUAGCAGUACACUGAUUAUUUUGUAUUCUUCAAAAUAACUUUUAACAUAAAAAAUAAGCACUCUGAAAAGCUAUCACAGUCAUAUUGUGAUUUCUUAGAUAGUUAGUACUCACCAACAUCAAUAUCUUGUCUCAGUAAUUUCAUUUUUAAUAUAUUACAGACAGGAGUGAAAAAGACAAAUGAAAGACCUUAUUGUAUUUGACCAUAUCUAUAUUAUUGCCAUAAUGUCCACAUUAACUGUGUUUGAGUAAAGGCUGUAAUGUGAUCUCCAAAUUUUGACAAAAUAUAUUCUAAAUUGGCUGUUUUUGAUCCCCAUAAAUGCUGCAUGUAUGGGUUCAGAUAAGCCACUGGGACAUAAUGGUAAUAACAGGGCUCCUGCCAAAUAAUAUUUAGGUGGCAGGUCAAAAAAUAUCCUGCAGUUUUUGUCAUAAUAUAAAAAGUAAAGUGAUUAACUUGUGAUAGGAACAGGUCAUCCAAUUUUAUAUUGAGCCAAAAAAGUAAUAAAAAUACAUUUCUGCUGUUAAACAUGUUAAACAGAUCAUUUUGAGUGCAAAACAGGAGGGCAAAUAGUGUUUACUCGUGUUUUAAUUUAAAGAAAAGAUGAUGCCUCACUUGUACUAGAAGCAAGUCAUGUCGGUUUACUCUGUAUUCUUGCUUCACCAGAAGGGGGCAACAAGAGUCAAGACAAACUUCCAUCCCACUUUCCAGGUGUAAUGUAUCUGACCACUUGGAAAUGAGAAACAAGAUUAUCUCAUCAGCUGGACUUUUUAGAAUUGUACCCAGUCACAAUAAAAACUCAUUUUGAA